AUGAAUGACUUCGUGCAUGAUGAUAUCGAAUUGAAACGCCGGGCGUGGGCUCUGCACUUCUCCGAAAGGCGAACCAACAGCAAAUUUAAGUUCGCCAAAAGGGGGAAUAAAAAACACGUGACGACGUGGGUCAAGCAAAAAGACCAAACGGGUUUAUUCGAAAGAUGGGUGAAGAAGACACAGCUAAAUGAGAAGUACAAACCGGAGGAUGACCAGCUCGAACAGCACAGCAAUAAGGCAAAAUUGGAGAGCCAUUCUUUAUUACACACGCAAAGAAAUUUUUCGCGGAGAGGACCCAAAUAUCACCCCCCAAAGGAACUGGACGAGAAGGAGCACCAGGAUAAAUUUACACAGCAUUCUUGA
Plasmodium cynomolgi strain B is the source of this 363-nucleotide messenger RNA. RefSeq lists its product as hypothetical. The coding region runs from base 1 to 363 and encodes 120 amino acids. The transcript has 5 exons. The record is from RefSeq and is a predicted model, not a curated record. Lineage: Eukaryota; Apicomplexa; Aconoidasida; Haemosporida; Plasmodiidae.